UGAAACCUACAUGUUUGAUAUUGAUUGAAACCUACAAAAACAAAAGCAAACGGUUUCGGGUACGCGAUGAUAUCAAAGUCGCAAUUAAUUAACUACCAUAUUCGACACUUUCCCUCCCUAUAUAAAAAUGAAAAACCUCUUUCUCCAAAAUGGAAUAUACUCGCCCCAUUCCAUUCUAUUUCAUCAUCACCGUUUCUUCAUUCUCUCCUCAGAUCUACUUUCUCUCACUUACGUUCAACGAAUCAAUGAAUUCUCAUUCUUGUAUUCGCAACCACCUAAAUCUCCAUUUCCGUCUCUCUCCUAUUCAUCGCCUCUCUCCUCCUCCUCCAUCUUCUUCCACCUCCUACCUCCAUUGCACUGCUAUCAAGUUACAUCCACUCGUAAUUCAACAUUACAGCUCUUGUGUUCGACGUAAUGCCUCUACCCAAGCCUUCGACAAGGAUUCAUUUGACUUUCCGAUACUUGAUGAUUGGAGUCCUGAAGAGAGUACUUCAUAUGUGCUCUCAUCCAGUGACGGUGAAGACUUUGAUGGCGAUGUCUUUCUUACCCCAGUGAAUGAUGUUGAUUUGCCUUCUUCUUCUGCAUCAAAUAAGGAUGCUUUAACGGUGGCUGCGCAUCGGCUUGUAACCAUUGGGAGGGGACAGAAGAAACACAGGAUCAAAGUUGGCCUUUUCAUGACUAUGGGGCUUGUAAUCGGCUUGACAGUACUGCUUUUAUAUGUAGAUUGGUGUGUAUGGAAAAUUGUUAGACUGCCGUUAUCACCUUUUUACUUGACUCGACCAUUUCUCAUAUCAGCCAUUUUGGUUUCUUUUGUUGGCUAUGUUUGUGUCCCAAUUUUUGGUCAUUUUAAAUCUAUCCAUGUUAUCAAGCAACAAGGGCCUCUUAGACAUCAACAUAAAAGGAAGACACACACAUUGGGUGGUUUAUUUUUUGUACCUAUUGGUAUAAUUGUUGCUCAUGUUAUUACCGCGUCCUCAUCUAUAGAAGUGGCUGGGGCAUCUGGUGUAACAAUUGCAUUUGCAGCAGUCGGUUUACUUAGUGACAUAUUAAACCUCACCAAGAAUCAUUGGAGAGGUUUACCGGAAUUGGCAGAAGUAUUCUUGGAGGUAGCUGUUGGAACGUGCUUUUCGUUUUGGUUGGACAUCACCAGUGUAUCUUCACCCUAUGGCAUGCGCGUGGAAGGCAUGGCAUGGGAGGGAGAGAAAGAAAGUUUGAAUGCAUGGGAGGGAGAGAAAGAAAAGAGUGUUUGUGGAGGACGUGCAUUCCUCGGAUGUCCUCGUCCAUAUAAUUGCUCUUCCUCAUUUGGAUUUGUUUCUUCCGUCAAGCAUAUUGCUAAUAUUGCUAAGACGUUGAGACCACGAGGAACCUUCACCAGCAGCCCACGUUGA
Molecule: messenger RNA, 1388 nt
Organism: Trifolium pratense (red clover)
Lineage: Eukaryota; Viridiplantae; Streptophyta; Magnoliopsida; Fabales; Fabaceae
Product: phospho-N-acetylmuramoyl-pentapeptide-transferase homolog
Exons: 7
Coding region: 150-1388 (412 amino acids)
Biological process (GO): cell wall organization; cell wall macromolecule biosynthetic process
Cellular component (GO): membrane
Molecular function (GO): phosphotransferase activity, for other substituted phosphate groups
Source: RefSeq, a predicted model, not a curated record